This is a messenger RNA of Telopea speciosissima, 876 nucleotides long. Its product is annotated as profilin. The transcript is spliced from 4 exons. The record is from RefSeq and is a predicted model, not a curated record. Gene Ontology annotation, cellular component: cell cortex. Bases 149 to 550 code for a protein of 133 amino acids. Gene Ontology annotation, molecular function: actin monomer binding. NCBI's taxonomy places the organism in Eukaryota, Viridiplantae, Streptophyta, Magnoliopsida, Proteales, Proteaceae.
AUUAGUCUCUCUCCUCACGCCUUACGCGCUCGCUACCUCCCUCUCUCUCGCAGACGACAGAGGACAAGCUCCUCCUCUCUUCGAUUCUUCUUCUCAAAGAACAGAAACAUCGUCGUAGUUCGAAGAACUUACAAGAAAUCAAGCGAGGAUGUCGUGGCAAACUUAUGUUGAUGACCAUCUGAUGUGCGACAUCGAUGGUUCUGGUAGUCAUCUCACUCACUCUGCGAUCAUCGGUCACGACGGCAGCGUUUGGGCCCAAAGCCCCGCUUUCCCUCAGUUUAAGCCUGAAGAAAUUACUGGCAUUAUGAACGACUUUGCUGAACCUGGAACGCUUGCUCCAACUGGCUUAUUCCUUGGUGGCACAAAGUAUAUGGUGAUUCAAGGUGAAGCUGGGGCUGUCAUUCGAGGGAAGAAGGGCUCUGGUGGUAUUACUGUAAAGAAAACCAGUCAGGCUAUGAUCAUUGGAAUCUAUGAUGAACCAGUCACCCCAGGCCAGUGCAACAUGAUUGUUGAGAGGCUUGGUGAUUAUCUCAUUGAUCAGGGUCUUUAGUUGCUUUGAGAAAUAAUAUUUACAUAGUUUGGGGUCAUGGAGCUGUGUGUUGGCACAAAAGUAUGUGAGGCUUGGAAGGUGAUAGAUAAUGAUCUCUUCCCUAUUUUUAGCUGUUUCUGGCUCUGUAUUUUCCCUGUAAAAAUGGAAGGGAUUAAGAUGAUUUUCGAGUGAGAAUGUGACUUGCUAUCUAUCUGUGGAAGCUGUCUAUUAAGGAUUUUUUUGGGUUUCGACUGGUGGAUGUAUUUGAUUUGAUCCUUAUUCUCAUGUUUAUGCUGCUGUGUGUAUGUUCCUAAAUUCAGUUCACUAGUGAUUGUUGCCUGGUGUCU